Phymastichus coffea is the source of this 600-nucleotide messenger RNA. RefSeq names its product NHP2-like protein 1 homolog (gene hoip). Gene Ontology annotation, biological process: mRNA splicing, via spliceosome; ribosome biogenesis; maturation of SSU-rRNA. Bases 147 to 530 code for a protein of 127 amino acids. Gene Ontology annotation, molecular function: RNA binding. NCBI's taxonomy places the organism in Eukaryota, Metazoa, Arthropoda, Insecta, Hymenoptera, Eulophidae. The transcript is spliced from 2 exons. Gene Ontology annotation, cellular component: nucleolus; precatalytic spliceosome; U4/U6 x U5 tri-snRNP complex. The record is from RefSeq and is a predicted model, not a curated record.
UGUAUCUGUAUUUGUAUGAUUGUAAAUUAAUACAGAUAUCGCUGAUUGAUCCUCAGUGAAGCGAUAUUAUUCUUAAAUAUUCGCCGAGAGGUUCAGAAGUCAUAGUAAAAUUUUAUCGACUAAAAAGUUUCAAGAAUUUUAUUAAAAUGACUGAGGAUGUAAAUCCUAAGGCUUAUCCACUAGCUGAUGCUACACUCACAGCUAAAAUAUUGAAUUUAGUUCAACAGGCAAUGAAUUAUAAUCAACUUAAAAAAGGAGCAAAUGAAGCUACUAAAACUCUUAAUCGUGGCUUGUCUGAAUUUAUCGUUAUGGCUGCAGAUGCUCAACCUUUAGAAAUUUUACUCCAUUUACCAUUAUUAUGUGAGGAUAAAAAUGUACCUUACGUAUUUGUAAGAAGUAAACAAGCUCUUGGAAGAGCUUGUGGAGUAUCAAGACCAGUGGUUGCUUGUUCCGUCACGGUUAAUGAAGGUUCACAGCUGAAACCACAGAUUCAAUCUAUACAACAAGAAAUUGAGCGUCUUUUAAUUUAAAAAUCGCCAUUUAUUUUUUAUUUUAUCUUGUUCAUGUGUACUUUAUGACAAAAAUAUAAUCUUAUCACUA